CGUCCGCAGAGCUCGCACGACACGCUGCGACCAUGCUCGGCUCCACCCUUUUCGCGCUUCUGGUGGGGGUCUCGGCAGUGACGGCUCACAAGUACGGAGCCGGCAAGUGUGCCAACGUGAAACCGAUGGACGACUUCGACGCCGACCGGAUCGUCGGUCUCUGGUACGUCCACCGCGCCUUCGGCACCACCUCCAGCUGCCUGACGUUCAACUACACCCGGACCGAGAGCGGCCUGCGGGUGGUGGAGUCCAAGGAGCUGCGGGCGCUAGACGCCGUCAGCCUCGAUCACAAGUACAGCAGCGUCGGCACCCUCAGGGACAACGGGCCGCCCGGAGCGUACCAGGCAACAUUCUCCACCAAUCCCCUGAGCUCCAAAUACGUCUUCAUGACAACCGACUACGACAACUACGCCGGCGUGUUCCACUGCCAGCACGCGGCCAAGAUCGUGCACCGGCGCAACGUGUACGUGCUGUCGCGCACGCCGGCCGUCGACGAGAUGUUUGUGGAGAAGGUUCGCCGUCGGAUGCUGGUGUUUGACCUGGAGCCGGACCACCUGGACGAGGUGGGCCACGCAGAUUGUAUCACCAAGGAGGAGAGUGACAUCAACAUCCGGCUGGACGGCACCCUGUUCGACUUCAGCAAGGAGUGAUGUGAGCGGGCGGGCCGAUCGGUCAGCAGGGGCCGCCGACCGGGCAGCGGGGACGGCCGACCGGGCAGCAGGGGCGGCUGACCGGGCAGCAGGGACGGCCGAUCGGCCAGCAGGGGCGGCCGGUCCGAGCGGCGCGCGCCAGAUCGGGCCGGCACGGCACUCCGCGACGCGAGUAGACUAGCUGCGCUCAGCUGCGGUCUGUUUAGGGAGGUUCGGGAGACUGGUGUUUUCUGUGAACCAUUCACGUGGUGCUUGUACGAUCGAAGUUGCGCAUUGGUUUCUUGUUUGCUGUUUUGUACUUGUUGAGUAACAGAGGCACGUGCCUUUUCGAAUCUACUUGGAGCUCAUAAAUAAAGCACCCAAAGAAUAUAUCGUUAUCAUGCAUGGUAAUAUCACGCUACCCAGCUAUGACGGCGGCGAGUUCCAAUGCAUGGAAAACUACGAUUCUCCAGCCGGAUGUCAACGAGUUUACAAGUUUGGUAAAGUUGACAAAUUGUGCUGCAUUGGCGCUCCGGAAUAUCUAAGCAGGGGAUGCAAUUGAACGAGUCGUAAAAGAACUGAACGGGUGAUUUGAGCAAAUAGGUAUGUGUUAGAUUGUCAGUACCAGUAUGUGCUAGAUUUACAUUGUCGGCCGAUAGUGCUUCUUCAAUGAUAUCAUGCGCGCUAUGAUGCGCUUCCCGCGCUAAGAUAAAUAUAUUUCAACUUGAA
Molecule: messenger RNA, 1358 nt
Organism: Pollicipes pollicipes
Lineage: Eukaryota; Metazoa; Arthropoda; Thecostraca; Pollicipedomorpha; Pollicipedidae
Product: apolipoprotein D
Exons: 5
Coding region: 33-650 (205 amino acids)
Biological process (GO): response to reactive oxygen species; symbiont-mediated perturbation of host defenses; lipid metabolic process
Cellular component (GO): cytoplasm
Molecular function (GO): pigment binding
Source: RefSeq, a predicted model, not a curated record